Messenger RNA from Linderina pennispora, 9546 nucleotides. RefSeq lists its product as uncharacterized. Gene Ontology annotation, biological process: long-chain fatty acid biosynthetic process. The record is from RefSeq and is a predicted model, not a curated record. The coding region runs from base 1 to 9546 and encodes 3181 amino acids. Lineage: Eukaryota; Fungi; Kickxellomycota; Kickxellomycetes; Kickxellales; Kickxellaceae. Gene Ontology annotation, molecular function: 3-oxoacyl-[acyl-carrier-protein] synthase activity; holo-[acyl-carrier-protein] synthase activity; enoyl-[acyl-carrier-protein] reductase (NADH) activity. The transcript has 22 exons. Gene Ontology annotation, cellular component: fatty acid synthase complex.
AUGUCUCCUUGCACUAUCACCCUCGAAGGGAUAUCCAUUGAAGUCCCUGCCCAUUGUCAGGAUGAUGCAAAGGUGCUGGCCAGCAAAUAUAUUUGCGACAGAAGUGCCAGCGAAAUGGAAGCUCUGGCCUCGUUUGUCAGCUUCUGCUCAGCCGAAAAUCUGGAUGUUGCCAUCGCUGCCUUCGAGCACCUCCACAAGUCUCACUGUCUAACCGACAACAUCCAUGUUGUUGUUCAGCAGCACAACCUCUCGCAGCAGCAAGCGCGUGUCGUCAUCAAGGGCUACUACUCAGUUUGGAACGAGCUUGAGUCGCGCAACAUGCUCCCAGAAGUUCCGCGUCCAGCACUGUUUAGCAAGGCUCAUGCGGCGGCAGUAGCUAUAUUCGGAGGCCAAGGCGGUACUGAUACCUACCUGGGCGAGGGUAUGUGGAUGCUAGAUGUAUAUCGCCCGAUUCUCGUUGACUUUGUCGAGACAAUGUCCCGCUGGAUAACGACUCCUGCCACUCGUCCAUCGGCCCAGUACCUCGCUCUUACGCCUGUCUCCAUAGUCACAGUGGCAUUUGCCCAACUGAUGCACCUGAUGGUCUUGUACAAGACACUCAGGCUUAGUCCAGGCGAACUUUCUCAGUCAUUCAAAGGAGCUACUGGUCCAUUGCCAGGGACUUGUAUUCGCUACAUUUCUUUUUAUGAUUCCUCCAAGAAGGCGCUGGGCAUUCUGAUGGUGGCAGCGGCGAAAAACCAGCUCUGCACGCCUUCCUAUGUGCUUAGCACCGAAACUGUCGCAGAGUUUGCCUCACAGGAGGGCAAGCCUUCGCCAAUGGUGUCUAUUCGCGGAAUCCCCAGGCCGCUGCUUGAGUCUCUGAUCGCCAAGUGCAACCAGCACAGCACCCAGCAAUCCGACAACGUUUAUCUGGCGAUCGUCAACGGGUAUGACAACUUUGUUGUCACUGGUCGCACGACAGCCGUUGUGCAGUUCGUGAGAAUGGUGCGCGCAUGCUGCGCCAACCCAGACGAUGAUCCAGUCGCGUAUCCCACCCUCACAGCGCAGGCCAGUCGUGUCAACCAGCUUUUUGAGCAUCAAUCUUGUUGGUCAUUGCGAGCUCCUGCAGGAAUUGACUGGCUGUCCAUGGUUUCUAGCGCCGACGCAACGCAUUUUGUUGACUUUAGUCCCGGAGGCUUCAGUGUUUUCUCGCGACUCACUCAGAGCAUUGUCGAGGGAAAGGGGGCAACCAUCAUCAGUGCUGGCUCGCUGACUGCAGAUCCCAAAUCGCGCUUCGGGUCCAAGGCCGAUCUCUUCAGAUCAGAGCUUGAUCGCCUCCGCUUUGCUCUUGACGGGAGAAUAUGCAUCGACUCACCUCUGGCGCGCAUUCUUGGUUUGCCGCCAGUUAUACUUGCAGAGGCAUCCCCACCCGUCUCCGACGACCGGUUUGUGGCAGAGGCUAGCAAUGCCGGGUACCACGCCGAGCUGUGUGGUAGCUAUAUGUACCGCGAGAAGGCGUUCAGGGAGAGAGUCCACGGAGUCCACGCAUUGCUCACACCUGGCCAUGGCUUUGCCGUUAACAUUGACUAUGCGAACCAGAAGCAGUGGUCAUUCCAGUAUCCGGAGAUCCUGCGCAUGCGUAGAGACGGUGUUCCAAUCACUGGUCUCACCAUCAGUGGCGGCGUUCCGUCAGUUGAUACCGGCAGUGCAAUUAUCCGCGACCUUCAAAAGUCUGGGGAUUCGGACAUGUUUCGUUCCACCCGGACUCAGCACUUGGUAUCCGUCAAGUCCUCCAGAUUGCCGUCGCCAGCACAGGAGUUCCCGGAUUCGAGUUCCAGCGUAGCUGAGGAGGCACUGCCAUACUACACUGGCGAAUGGAGUCUCCAAUUCGACUGCGCACGUAUGCCAGUUGACGGUGUGAUUCCAUUGUCGAGCCAGCCGACAACAUCAGCCCCUUCCUUGGUGCAUGAUGUCCGGGUCAUUAAGGACCUGGAUCAGCUUGUAGUUCUCGCACCCGAUGCAGAUGGAGGCGUGGUGGAACUGCAGGACAUGACAUACAUGGAGGUCGUCGAUCGCCUUGUUGAACUCAUGUAUACCCGCCAUCAAUCGCAGUGGCUCGACUUUUCCCAUCGCAACCUGGUCGGUCGCUUCCUGAGGCGUGUAGAGGACAGGUUUGCUGAGUCUGUGAACAUGCGCAUCUUCCAGAGAUACGGCCACAUUGACGACCCUGCUGAGGCGGUUGAGGAGCUGGCCUUCACCCUGUGCAAUGCCGAGGAUUCUGACUACCUUGUUGAGAUCUGCAAGCGUGCCGGAACCAGACCAGUUCCAUUCAUCCCUGCUUUUGGCGAGGACCUCUGGGUAUGGAUUAUGAACGAGGAUGAUUCGGCAGCCGGAAGCUCGAGUUUUGCUGGCGAUAGCGAGUCUUGGACCAAGUUUGUCAGGGGACGACAAGCCCUGGGUUUAAACACCGAAAUGACUUGGGCACAUACCCAAGACAUGGCCAAUAGCAUUAAAGCCGUGCUUGUUGACCAGAUCAUCCAGAGCCAGUACGAUGGCGAUAUUUCCAGCGUGCCAUAUGUGGAGUACAUCGGUCUGGAUAUUGCGUCAGCGCCACCCGUCUCAUCGGUCACAUCAGCUAUUAAUCCGUCGGAACUCACAUACGUGUUACCGGCCGAGAAGGCCCAGCUCCCAAGUGCUGAUUCAUGGUUGAGCACCCUGGCAGGCCCAGAGAAGAGCUGGCUUAGCGCGCUGCUGACCGCAUCAGAUAUUAUUAGAGGCACGAGGUGUGCCAGAAAUGCUAUCCGGCAGAUUUUGAGGCCGCUUCCCGGGCAUUCGGUAAAGAUUACACUGGACAACGGGUUUCCAUCCAGGCUGGAGGUUUUUGAUCCUCAAGGAAUGGCCGAUGUCUCCAUCUCCAUCGACAAAUCCCGUGCCAUCACUGCGACUAUCUUCCACCGCAUUUUCGAAAACACCUUCGAGCUCGAACUUGUCUACAGGUAUGAGCCGACACUGCCAAUAUCCCCAAUAGUCGAGAUUGGUGAUGGUCGUCUUGAGAGAAUCCAGAGCAUCAUAGUGGCAGCGCUGAAACUGGGGGCAGACAUCCCAGAUAUUGAGGCUGUCGACGUGUCUCUUGAUGCCGUACCUGUGAAGUGCGAGCCGUACGCUGUUACCGAGGGCCUUGUUCGUCGCCUGUGCAACAGUGUUCCCAACAUGCCGGAUAGCUACAUGCGGCAUUCGGACGGCACCCAACUUGCCCCAAUGGACGUUCUGUUCUAUGCUACCUGGCCUGGUUUUGCAGCCAUACAAAUGUCACCUGCGUUACACGAUGGCGCAUUGGACAACGUCCACCUCUACAACAGGUUUUCACUGUCAGAAGGUGCACAGCUGCUUCAUGUGGGAGAUAUAGUGGACAGCGACAUCCGCGUCACAUCUCUGGAAAACACACCUAUUGGGAGGAAGGUGACGCUUGUGUCUCGUCUGUUCCGAGAUGGAGCUCAGUUCGCGACAAUCGAGAGCGCCGUUCUCUCACGCAACGUAUUUGCUGACUAUUCUCAGACGUUCAAGGUUGUGGACGAGCCCGCCUCACGAGUAACGCUUGUGACCGCUGAGGACGUUGCUGUCUUGCGGUCCAAGGAGUGGUUUGUGUUCCUGAAAUCUCCUGAGGAUGAGCCAUUGUCUGCUGGUCAAACCCUCGAAUUCUCGAUGAAAUCGGUUUAUCGCUACAAGUCCGACAGGCUUUUCUCGCCCGAUGGUCUGCGCUGUCAUGUUGCCGACAUUGACUACAUGAACUGUGACAUUGCUGGAAACCCCGUCACGGAAUAUCUGAAGCAGGCGGCGACCCACGCUGAAGAUACAGCGCUGUUUGACCAUGAAGGGUUCCCCAUUUGUAUGGAAGACUCUACAUGCAAUUCGGCUGUAGAUGCACCAUCGGAUAACUGGAGAUCUGCCAUGGCAUGUGGACCUCGGCGUCGACAAGGGCGCAUGUUCGAGCGGUUCGCUGCUAACGGUGACCCCAAUCGUGUGCGCUCUUACCAGGCAGACUUUGUUGGAAUGGUUCUGCCUGGAGACCAACUCGAUACCAAGCUGCUCCAUGUGGGCAUGAAGCGUGGGCUUAUGCUUGUCGCCGGGAAAACACUCAACCAGCAUGGUGAUCUCGUGCUGACCUUGCACAGCAGAGGUGGAGCAGCCCAAGUCGGCGUAUAUAUUCACUGGCCAAGGGAGCGCAGUUUGCUGGGAUGGGGAAUGGAUCUGUACAAUUCGUCGGCAGUUGCACGGAAAUGUCUGGAAUCGUGCAGACACACACAUGCGUGCCAAUGGCAAGAAGGGGUCACAGAUAAGGACAAACUACCUAUCUCUAACUCGCACAUUCGCUGGCAAGACGAUGCAGCUUGUUCCGGGGAUCACAAGGAAGGUCGCCCCACUACAUUCACAAGUCUGCCAAUGGCCUGCUUAACGCCACGCUGUUCACUCAGCCGAUACAGACAGUUAUGUCGCUGGCGCAGAUUGCUGACAUGCGCGCACACGGGAGUUGUCCAAGAGGACGCUCAAUUUGCUGGCCACUCACUCGGGGAAAUUGGGUCGCUAGCUGCAAUGGCUGAAAUUGUGUCUGUUGAGGACGCAGUCGACAUUGCACUUUACCGCGGCCUGCUACUUCAUGCAUCUGUAGAGCGCGAUAGGCCAAGGACUCUCGCAAGCGUGCUGGCGGAAACGAUUGCUGGUGUUGCUCUCGAGAGCGGCAAAGGCACCACAGUAAUCCCUGGCGUCGAUGUCCCGUCGCACUCUAGCCAGCUUGUUUCCAGUGUGGACUCGUUCCGGGGUGUUCUUGUGCAGAGAAUCCCGGCACGCUGUUUAGCCAUUUCGCUCGAGUUCAUUCAGAGUGUUUAUGAUAUCUGCAAGUCAGAUGCCAUACACUCGAUACUCAAGUCUUGGAACGAUUCCAAGUACGAGGAAAGCUCAGCAAGGGCGCAGCUUGCGCACACUCUCCUCAUUGAGCUCCUGGCAUUCCAGUUUGCCUCAUCGAAUACUCUGUUUAAAUACUCCGCGAUUACACGGCUGGUGGAGAUUGGACCAAAUGGCUCGCUGUGCCGUAUGGCGCGCCAAACAUUGACACCAGAGUAUGGUGUUCGAAGGGAGGUGGAAGUUCUUCAUGUUGGCAAUGAUAAGGACGAGGUGUAUUUCCUAGGCGAUCCUGAAAGCACAGACCCCGCUACAGCUGACGACAUGUUGGAAAAGCCUGUGACGGAGUCAAAGCUGCAGCCGUCAGUGGCAGCUCAGUCAAUUGAAGAUGCUCCUCUCCAAGUGGCACAUAUUCUUCUCUCGGUUGUCGGGCAGAAACUGCGCAAGAGCGUGCUUGACAUUCCAUUGAGCAAGUCAGUCAAAGAGCUCGUUGCUGGCAAGUCCACGCUGCAAAACGAGAUUGUCGGCAUUAUGCAAAAGGAGUUUGGGAAAAGCUUCCCUGACAAUGUCGCCGAGAAGCCGCUGCAGGAUGUUGCAAAUAGCCUUGGGUCGAUCGUGAGCUCGCUUGGGAAGCAUUCAACAGCAGCCAUCCAGCGCUUGUUUGCAGCCAAAAUCCCAAGUGCAUUCUCGCAGGCAAAGGCUCGAGCAUAUCUCAAAUCGACCUAUGGGCUUGGUAGGGGUCGACAGGAUGCAGUUUUGCUGGUUGCAACCACUCUCGAACCAGCUAAGCGCCUAGAAGAUGAGGCCGUGGCAAAGCCGUGGUUGGACGAUGUAGUUCACAAGUAUUCGACGCUUUCUGGGCUAGUGUUGUCAAGGGAAUCUGCCCAUGCGAUUACUCCCCAUGGCCACGCUUCGACCGUUGUCGAUAGCAGAGAACUGGAGGCUCUGAAGAACACACAAAGCAGGCUGGCUCUCAGGCAGAUGCAGCCUGCUUGCAGAGAGCAUUGUGAGAGGCUCUUGGAGCAGACCAAGGAGAUGGAGCAUAUUCGUGGGGAUAUCGGUGAUGAUUUCAUCCAGAAAACAAAGCCUCUGUUUAGUUCGCUGAAGGCUCGACGCUACAACUCGUACUGGAAUUGGGCCCGCCAGGAUGCCCUGCAGUGGAUAUACGACAUUUUGUCAGGGAAAGAAGAUGCCGACCAGGAAACAGUCUCAAAGAGGCUGCACAUGCUGCGCAACCGCUCGACAUCUGGGCUGAUGAAAAUGCUAGAUGGAAUUAUCGCGACUUUGACUGGGUCCACAGAUCCGCUUUCAGUGAAGGCGCUUGACGUCGCGGAAACAAUGCGCUCAGAGUGCAAGGCGCAUCUGACAACUGACCCAACAUAUCGGGAGCUCUCCAGAUCCCUCCAGCCCCAUACACACAUUACCCAAAAGGGGGAGGUCAUCUACUCUGAGCACCCCCGUGAAGACGAGCGAGACAUCGUUGAUUACGUUCGAAAUGUGCAGACGAACAAGGUUCUGGGUGGACCUGAUGUGUUCCUGUUUGGCAGGGAAUUAGGCGAGCCCUGGACGUAUAACAAAGACUUGUCAGCAAUAUUCUUUGACGAGCUGGAGUCAGUGGCUACAGAAGGGCUGACAUUCAAAGGAAAGGUAGCCCUGGUUACUGGGUGCGGCAAAAACUCCAUCGGGUCAGGGCUGGUUGAAGGGCUGCUUUCAGGAGGAGCGCGGGUGAUUGCAACAACGUCGAGCUUCAACAUGAAGUCGAUUCGCUUUUUUGAAGAAAUGUAUCGCAAGUUUGGCGCCCGCGGCUCGGAGCUGGUGCUCGUUCCCUUUAACCAGGCCUCGGUCCAAGAUGUUGAGCAGCUAAUCGAGUUUAUCUAUGGCAAGGAGGGGCUUGCAUCAGACAUUGACUUUGUUGCGCCAUUUGCCGCUUUCCCCGAGCACGGAAAGGACAUGACCAGCGUUGACUCAAGCUCCGAGUUGACAAUCCGCAUUCUGCUCUCCAACUUUUACCGGAUGUUUGGCCAGAUCAAGGCAGCCAAAAUCAAAUAUGACCACACGUUCUACCCCACUCGCCUAACCAGGGGCUUGUUGGCGACGACGGCUUGUAUGGCGAGACGAAAGGCUGCUUUGCACACCCUCUACAACCGCUGGUACACCGAGUCCUGGGCGGACUACCUGUCGAUCACCGGAGGUGACAUUGGCUGGACGCGCAGCACAAACAUGACAUUUGGCUCCGGAAAUGUGUUUGCUGACAUGGAGAAGAUUGGCUGGCGCACGUUCUCACGAGAGGAGAUGGCGUUCAACGUUCUUGGCCUGUUGACCCCAACGAUGGUCGAGCUUGCACACACAUCGCCGGUCUACGGGAACUUCAAUGGCAGCGUCCUGCGUGAUCACCGAGUACGGGAAAUCCAUGCCGGAAUUCGUAUGGCAAUUGCAGGAAAGAGAGCCGAGAGGAAGGCGGUUUUAUCGGCGCUCAGUGGAGACGAGUUUGUCGAACUGCAGGAAGAUGCCGGAACACUCGAGCACUUCCUCCACACCCACCCCCUUGCGAAACACCGUGCGAACAGCCCCAAGGUCAAGUCGUAUGAGCAGCUGGCUCAUCUGAGGGAUCUAGAGGGAAUGGUUGAUCUAGACCGGGUUGUGGUGGUGACUGGGUUUGGUGAGGUUGGUCCAUUUGGAAACUCAGCCCUGCGGUGGGAGAGAGAGGCAUUCGGCGAGUUUUCGAUUGAAGGAUGCAUCGAGCUGGCCUGGAUCAUGGGCUUGGUUAAGCACAUCUCUGGCAAGCACCCAACAACCGGCGAGGACUACAUUGGAUGGGUUGAUGCCCAGACUCUGGAGCCGGUCCAUGAUGCUGACGUCAAGGCUAAUUACGAGGAGCAGAUUCUCGCACAUACUGGAAUUCGUGUGCUUGAGAAAGACAUGUGCGAAAGCGGUGAUCCAUACCAGAAGAACUUUGUUUCUGAGCUGCAGGUCGAUCAAGAUCUGGAACCGUUUGAGACGACUGAAGAGGAGGCUGCCAAUUACAAGCGUAGCCAUGGCAAGAGAGUCGACGUGUGGGCGAAUCCCGACGGCUCAUGGUCAGUCAAGCUGCUCAAAGGCGCGAUUAUUCUUGUUCCGAAGGCACUGAGGUAUACACGGUCGGUUGCUGCCCAGCUUCCAACCGGAUGGGAUCCCGUUAGACUGGGGUUGCCUCAGAGCCUUGUCGACCAGAUGGACCCAGUAAACAUCUAUGCGGUGGUGGCCACAGUUGAGGCACUGGUUCGGUCAGGAAUCACCGACCCCUAUGAGAUCUACCAGUACUUCCACGUUUCUGAGGUUGGCCACUCGAUCGGGUCAUGUCUCGGCGGGGCCACAAGUCUCCUGGAUGUCUUCCGCACACGCUGGUCUGACAAGACCAUGAACACAGAGACCCUUCUUGAGGCGACUAUCAACACGACCAGUGCGUGGAUCAACGUGCUCCUCUUGUCAGCCUCUGGUCCGCUGAAGCCGACUGUGGGUGCAUGCGCAACUGCAGCAAUGGCUCUGGACAUCGCAGUCGAGAGCAUCAUGAAUGGCAAGGCGAAGAUGAUGGUGGCCGGUGCGGUCGACGCGUAUUCGCAGGAAACGGCAUACGAGCUGGCGCGAAUCGAAAUGGGCGCACCAAUCUACGGCAUUAUUUCGCUGACAACCACUGCAACUGACAAAUCAAUCCGCAACUUCACUGCGCCUGGCCAAGGAAUUCUGACGAUGGGCCGUGAAAACCACGGCUCCGGUAAUUCGCCGCUUCUGGAUAUUGGCUUCCGACGCCAAAUGUUCAACGGACAGAUGGCAUAUAUCGAGAGUGUGGCCGCUGAGGGUGAGCGCACAGGCAGACCAAUUCCGCAGGACGAGCUGCUGCGUCUGAAAAGGGAAGCACAGAAUACGUGGAGCAACGGGUUCUAUAAAAACAACCCGUCCAUUUCGCCGCUUCGUGGCGCGCUGGCCAUGUGGGGACUUGGGCCCAACGACAUUGGCAUGACAUCGUUCCACGGCACAUCGACUACCCUCAACGACAAAAACGAGUCCGAGGUUAUCAGCAAGCUCAUGAAGCAGCUGGGCCGUGAACCAGGUCUUCCUGUUCCCAGUGGCCAUCCAAAGGCCGUGGCAGCGCAGUUCAUGAUGAAUGGCCUUUUGCAGGCAAUGAACUCUGGGAUCAUUCCUGGCAACGAGAAUGCCGAUAACAUCGACGCAGAGUUCGAGCAGUUUGAAUAUCUGGUGUAUCCGAGCAGAUCAUACAACGUCCCUAUCAUCAAGGCCGCAAUUCUCACAACCUUUGGUCUCAGCCAAGCAAGUGGAGGCGCACUGGUGAUUCACCCAGACUACCUAUUUGCAACGCUGACCAAGGACGAACUGGAAAGGUAUCAUAGGAAGAACACUCGGCGGACCACCAAGUCGCAGAGAUACUUGUUGGAUACUUUGGCUGGCAGGCAUACGCUGGUACAGGUGAAGGAGGCGCCGCCAUAUACGCCAGAACAAGAGACCGAAGUGUACUUGGACUCGCUUUCCCGUGCAAAUGCACUCUAUGGACACCUUGUUGCGCACACCACAGCUGUCCCUGACGUCGACAUGUCAGCUGAACCAGGUUACGGCAAGCCAGGCGCCAACAAGAGCCCUGCUACAGCGUACACAAUGGAGGUAGCAUCGGGCUUCUGA